Belonocnema kinseyi is the source of this 3330-nucleotide messenger RNA. It is a transcript of the gene pnut, whose product is annotated as septin-7. Gene Ontology annotation, cellular component: microtubule cytoskeleton; septin ring; cell division site. The record is from RefSeq and is a predicted model, not a curated record. Gene Ontology annotation, biological process: cytoskeleton-dependent cytokinesis; cilium assembly. Lineage: Eukaryota; Metazoa; Arthropoda; Insecta; Hymenoptera; Cynipidae. Gene Ontology annotation, molecular function: GTP binding; GTPase activity; molecular adaptor activity. Bases 559 to 2595 code for a protein of 678 amino acids. The transcript has 10 exons.
GUGUUCUGUCGUCUCUCUUCGCGAAAUGUAUUUCGCAUCGGUGGCGUAGGGCGCAUCGUGACUCGGCUCGCUCUGCGCUCAUUUUUACAGUCGCGUGCGUGCAUGCAUGGUAGUAUCUAUGAAAAAAAAGUUGAUUUAAAACCCGCCAUUCUCUUCGACGCUCUACAAUCUUCAUUACGAAAAUCGAAUGAUAAUCCAACCCCAAGUUUUCCCACACGUCGAGAAUUGAGUGCUUUUCGGGCUUUACCCUGUGCUGUGUGCGAAACCCUGUGAACAAUGGGAGAAAUUCAGAGUGUAAUCCCUAAGGCCGGCUCUUUCGGCCGGUUCGAUGACGCGAGUCGCACCUUCUCCCCUUCGAAAAAAGAGUGAAAAAAAAACAUUUUGUGUCAACAAUCCAGUUGGGAGAACCGCAACCCAAAAAUAAUUGUUCAAUCCAGUGCAGUGUUUAGUGCUAUUAAUGACAAUUGACAAUUGAAGUAUUUUUUUGUGGAAUUAUUAACUAAGGAACUAGUUUUUAAAAAGUGCAAAAAAUAAUAAUAAUAAUAAUUAAGAGGCAAAAUGUCGGCGGAAAAUCAAAAUCAAAAUGGAGUUGCUCCGCAGAGCAAUGGAAUCAAAAAUCCACUGUCGAGUAUUUCGACAACUGCGACAAUGCCGGCGAUUUCAGCAACAGCUGGACGAACGAGUUCGAAUAAUUCGUCCUUUUUGUACAGUAGUAAUUCUAUGCUAAAUCGAGACAAAAUGAGACAAGGACCUCCGCCCACACUUCCAAAAUAUACGUCGAGUUUUAAUGCUGGAUCGAAUGGAACAGCAACGGAUAGAUUGACCAGAGACAGGGAUGUCGGUGGAAGUUACAGAUUGGCCAGUUUGGAUAGAUUGGCUUUGAGGCAGAGGGUGCUGCAAGAUGGAGAAAAGCCUAAUGGUGAUGCGAAUUCGAUACAGACGAAGAGGGAGUUGUUUUUUAAGGGAGAAACGACACCCCCCUCAGUGCCGUCAGUUCCCCCACCUCAGCCCCCGUCAGCGCCAACGGUUACCCCGACGGCGACAUUGACGUCGUCGGCGCCGCCUCCUGGUGCACCGGCAAAAUCGAGAUUGCCCCCGACGACGCCGACCCUAAACCAAACGGACGGUUCCGAAGACAGCAACAAAAGGGAGAACUCGAGGAGUGAGAGCAACAAGGAAUCAAAUUUGAGUCUUCAUACUCGACCCACGCCGCCCACGAAACCCAAAGAACUCGAUGGAUAUGUUGGGUUCGCGAAUCUUCCUAAUCAAGUCUACAGAAAGGCUGUCAAGAAGGGUUUCGAUUUCACGCUCAUGGUCGUUGGUGAAUCCGGACUGGGAAAGUCGACACUCAUAAAUUCCAUGUUCCUUUCUGACAUCUACAGUGCAGAAUAUCCUGGACCCAGUCUCAGGGUGAAAAAGACAGUCGCCGUGGAGACGAGUAAAGUUCUUCUGAAGGAGAAUGGCGUCAAUUUGACUUUGACGGUCGUGGACACACCCGGAUUUGGCGACGCCGUUGACAAUAGUAAUUGUUGGGUACCGGUGAUUGAAUAUAUUGAGUCGAAGUACGAGGAGUUCCUGAAUGCCGAGUCGAGAGUGGUGAGAAGGCAAAUUGCAGACAGCCGCGUCCAUUGCUGUCUCUAUUUUGUCGCACCCUCUGGUCAUGGUUUGAAGCCCCUCGAUGUCGAAUUUAUGCAACGCCUACAUGACAAAGUCAACAUCAUCCCCGUCAUUGCCAAAGCCGACACAAUGACCCCGGACGAAUGCGCCAUGUUCAAAAAACAGAUUCUGAACGAAAUAGCGCAGCACAAAAUAAAAAUUUACGAAUUCCCCGAAACCGAAGACGAGGAGGACAGUAAAUUGCACAAAGUUUUGAGGGAUAGAGUACCUUUCGCAGUUGUUGGUGCGAACACAGUCGUGGAACAAGAUGGAAAGAAGAUUCGAGGAAGAAAAUAUCCCUGGGGAGUUGCCGAAGUUGAAAACCUGGAGCAUUGCGAUUUUAUUGCCCUGAGAAAUAUGGUAAUAAGGACGCAUCUGCAGGAUUUGAAGGACGUGACGAAUAACGUCCACUACGAGAAUUUCCGGUGUCGCACGUUAGCAGGUCUCGGCGUCGACGGCAAACCAACAAAAGUUUCCAACAAGAAUCCGCUUGCGCAAUUGGAAGAGGAAAAGCGAGAGCACGAUAAUAAAAUGAAGAAAAUGGAAAUUGAGAUGGAGCAAGUCUUCGAAAUGAAAGUUCGUGAAAAGCGGCAGAAACUCAAGGAUUCCGAAGUGGAUCUGCAACGAAGGCACGAACAAAUGCGACGUUCGUUUGAACAGCAGGUUCGAGAAUUGGAAGAAAAGCGACGAGCAUUCGAAUCUGAAAGACAGUCCUGGGAACAGCAAACAGGCCACAGUAUUGAAGAAUUACGCAGACGAAGUUUAGAAGCCAAUUCAAAAGAGACCGGAUCCAUGUCGUCCGAGGGAUCUGGAGGUGGCGGGGGUACUUUGCGGGGUUCCCGAGGGCUAGUAGGAAGUCUUCUCCGUCGUCACACCAGUUUCAAAUCACCUCAAGAGAGCCCCACACAUACACUACAGCAUUCUCGUACAGACUCGUAGAAGAUCACAAAAUCCUGCAGGGUUCUUCGUUAAUCAUAUUCCCUCCAAUUCAAAAUUAAAAAGCUUAAAAUAAACGGAAGCCGUGAAAAAGUAUUUUAAAAAAUAGAUAAAGACAGAAUAGAUCCGGGCAGAUUUUGAAUAAUUCUUUCGUGCGGAGAACCCUGUCAGAAUUAUUUAGAUUCUAGUGACUUAUACAUUAAAUCCGAACCAGUUGGACUAGCAAAAGUAAUAAUAUUUUUGGCACAAGUAGUCUUUUGAAAACUGAAAACGAUUCUUUCAGCCAAAGAAGUUUUUUUAAAAAGGCAAUUACGAAAUUUAGAAUUUGAAUUUCGCGCCACAUUUAUAUGCAAUAGUGAGGUUAUGUUUGAGCGUGGCUUAAUAUUUUGGCGCGAAAUUUAAAUUUGCCGUUUGGACAAUUCGGCACUUUGGACAAUUUGCGAAUAAUGUACGGACAGUUAACGCUUGCGAGAAUAACAUAUUUGAAGCAACACUAAAUUUUGUUAUUUUUUUUUCUAAUAUAGAAAUAACGACACUCAUUGUAACCUCUGAGCAAGCUGUCGUACUUUGAGUUUUUAUGGCGAUGAAAAUUUUUGAAAUUUUCGAAGUUAGUAGAAGAGUAAUUUAUGUAAUUUGGAAGACAGCUUGGCAGAGGAAAUCUCACUAUAGGCAGCUAAUUAAUCAUAAUUAUAUAUAUAUAUUGUUGAUUUCAUCAUUAAAAGUUUUUGCGCAAAUAAA